This is a messenger RNA of Colletotrichum acutatum, 736 nucleotides long. RefSeq lists its product as uncharacterized. Lineage: Eukaryota; Fungi; Ascomycota; Sordariomycetes; Glomerellales; Glomerellaceae. The coding region runs from base 94 to 429 and encodes 111 amino acids. The record is from RefSeq and is a predicted model, not a curated record. The transcript has a single exon.
CAUGCCUUGCGAUAUGUCUUCACUGCACAUACCUAUGUGCUUUGUCGUCUGUGGUGAUCUAUAUCGUAGCUGAGAGCUUACCUUGACUCCGUCAUGAAACAAGAUAUUCCCGUGGUAGUCAUCGGCCUUGAACAUCGGCGUGGAAUCAGCGUCAUUCCGCCAAUUUUCGGGAACACGCUUUAUUACGUCGCUUCUUGUAUGGACCUCACCGAGGUGGAAGAGUACCGCUAUAGCCCUCACAACCUUGCUGUCAUCCUGCACAACCUUCAUCCGAGGCCCCGGGCUCUCCUGAUUGGCAUUGCUGUUGACCCGUCUUACACCUGUAGAGCGUGUCUGGAACGAGGAUGUGGACAAGGCUUUGAAGCUCGAGAAGAACGAUUCGAGAGGAUGGCAGGAAAACGUCUGCGUCUCGGGUACCUAUUCUCCUAAACGAUACUGGCAUGAUAGCUCAUAAAGGAAAGCUUGCCAGGACACAUUUUGUCGACCCUCAAAAACCCGAGACCUGAUUAGAAAUCAGGAGUACGUGGCAGAAGGAAAUGUUCCGUCAGCAGAAUGGGGCGUUCCUACCCAAGUGAGCUAGCCAGAUACAAAUGCUAUGUAGAUGAAGCGGGUUGGGUAUCAAUCAUGAACUGAACUGCAUCCAACACAAUUUCAUUUUCUCAGAGUUCUUCGCUGUCAUGUCUAUGAUGUACUGAGGAAUGUGUCGUUGCAACUUAUCCACCCCAUCCUGACGGCC